AUGUUUGCUCCUGUGGCUCUUCUUGCCUCGCUUGCCGUCGUCACUGCUUUGACCAAUGUUGACGUGACGGUUAGAGUGAAGCAGACUCGGACGGUUACAGUCUGUCCGUAUCCUACCGAAUUCGUGACCUGUAAUGACGACGGUCAAGGUUGGACGAACCUGAAUGAUCCAAACUUACCGCCUGGUGACAGGUGGGGUGACUGGCAUGGAGGCCAUGACUCUCCAAGUGGACCAGCGGGCAACGGCGGCCAUCGAGGAGGGCCAGGGGGGAACACUGGAGCUCCUGGGGCCGUUCAUACCGGAAUUCCCACGGACGGUUCUGUCAUAUGGGCAGAUUGGAGCAAUAGCACUAGGACAGGGGGCGAUAGCGGUCAUGAUCAUGGUGACGGCUCUGGAAAAGGCAAUGGAAACAGCGGCGACGACGGCGACCAUGCCAAAUGGGCCAGCGGUGGUUCUGGGAACAUUCUGCAAAGUUCAAGACCAUCACCUACACAUGUUAAAACACACAACCACUCCUCAACAUCUUCGAGCACUCGCGGUCAUUCACACAAGUCGUCAAAAACCUCAAGCCCGGUUUCUGCCGCGCCAACAGCGGAUCCAACCUCUGGUACAGCUUCCUCCGUACUGGUCUCCGGUGCCGGUGACCCAACCACAGCCGGCGUAAAUGCUUCCACGACAGGAUCUCCAUUCGGUUCUACGACAGCCCAAUCUGAUCCGCCUGCUGCUGGUGCCUCAAGUUCAGGUCCUCCAGGUCAGACUGGCUCCGCAACGUCGCAGUCUGAUCCGUCUGCUGCAGAUGCCUCAAGCUCGGGUGCUUCACCACCAACUGGGUCUUCGACAUCGCAAGAAAUCCCAUCUGGUGGAGUUGUCUCAAAUGCUGGGACACAGGGAUCAACGGGCUCUACAACAUCACAACCAGGUUCAUCCGGCAACCCUGGAUCCACCGCAUCUAAAACCCCACAGCCUGGUCCAGCCAGCGGAAGCAGUACUUCAGGUGCCCCAGUGCUGCGAGCCUCGUCGACAUCACCAUCGACGCAAGCUGCUGGAGAUCCCACCCCGCACGGAGCCAACACGGUCCCAUCAUCGACAACCGUGGCACCAAAUGGAGCAUUGUCAACAUCUUUGGCCUCUUCGACAAUUGCUGCAGCACUUACAGCAGACGCAGUGCCAAGUCGCACACCGGGUGACGGCAGUUUUUUGAUUUCUCUAUCAAGCAAUGUACAGAAGCACAAGCGCCAGAGCGCUACAAGCUACCUCGGCUUUUCAGGGACUGAGGCCAUUGCUGUUACUGAUGCAAGCAAGGCCUGGCCACUGCUUUUCAACCCUCAAACCCAAGUCCUCGGAUUUAGCGGACAAUCCGGCUAUAUGGGUUUUGACAGCAACACAUUGACGGAGCCGAUACGCAAGACCAGCGAUGAUGGCACAUAUGCUCCAGCCUUCUUUGCCGGGUGGAGUCUCGAUACAAAGACUGAUGCUAUUGGAUUUGGGGGCGCUCAAUUUUGUAUCUUCACAGAUACAACGGUCUUCACCUACUGGGACGGGGUCGUACCUGAUAACUGCACUCCUGUUACGCUUGUCGAGACAGACGUUAACACCAUCGUAUCUUCAACAGCUGCUAAUGUGGUCGGCACCACUAGCACCAACGCAGCUUUAGAUGGAACAAGUCAGGCUCCAGCAACAAUUAACAGUCCUUCUGGCGGUGUCGCUCCGUCAGCGACCUCAACGACUACUUCGGUUUCGGUUUUGGGUGGCGGUGCUCCUCUCUCGGUCUCGAGCAGCACAACGACAAUUGGCACUCCUGGCUCGAGUGCCGAUCAUACAGCUGGAUCAGCAACAACCUCGAACUCUCCUCUUGUUGCCGUUGGAUCGCGUCCGUCGACAACAGUUACAGCGCAGACGAGCUUGACCACGUCGAAUUCUGCUGUUAUCGAUCCUCCAUCUAGCACAGCAACAGCCACUCCUCUAUCAAGCACAGCCUCUGAUCCAACUACUACUACGCCAGCAUCAUCUACCAACCCCUCCGGCGAUCUAGACCCUUCUGGUUCUACUACAUCUAGUCCGGCAACUAUAACUUCUGCCGCGCCAGCUGACCCCUCCACUAUAUCCACCAGCAUCUCUACCACCGCGACUACUCUUUCAAGCGAUACGCCAUGCAGCGUUGAAGCGAACCCGACUUUCUCGCUCAUUAGCUCCGGCAGCAGCGUGAUUCCUGAUGGUCAGCCAGCCAUUUCUGUUCCUAGCGGUACACCCUCUUACCCUUGGGACUAUAUUGGAUUUUCUUCUGGCACACCAGCGCUGUUCACCUUCGACUCUCAGGGCAACCUCAUCGAAGCGAACUCUGGCAAUAUUGGUAGCAUCCCGACAAUAGGUCAGAGCCUGGUUUCUUUCCUAUUUGUGCCACCGGGCAUAAUGAAUGCUCUUGAUAUGACGGCAGCGUCGUGUGCCUUGGUUUGCCCAGAUACAGGUACCGGCUUGCCUACCCUGCAAUGCAGCGCUCUGGGUUACUCAAGCGCUUUCGGCGGAUCAGCCCCCCAAACCUUCACACUCUUUGGGAUCGUGAACACUUUCCCAUACUUGAGCAUUUCGGACGCUGCGCCUUCCAAUGGUUCCUUAAUGAGUCUCGAGGCUGUGAUCGUCUCGCAAGAUGCUAGUCCUUCGAGCACUUUCACCUCUUCUGCGUCUAGGUCUACAAGCUCUAACAUUGAAACAACAACCACACCGUCCGCUGAUCCAACCGCCUCCACCGUGAACACCGUUACUGCUUCCCUCAGUCUUAUCUUAACAACGUCUGGUUCCACAGUCACUUCGUCGACCACAACAAUCGACCCUCCUUUCGGGCUGUCUUUUACCAGCGCCUCAAAUUUGCUUUCAACUACAACAUUAGAUCCGGUCUCCGCCACAGCUUCAAGCACCCUAUCUACCACCUCUUUGGACCCAGCCUUAGCCACAACGGCCCUAUUCUUGACCACGGGCUCGACGACGUCUUCUGAUCUAGUUUCCACGACGUUGUCGACUAUGUCGGACCCUGUUCCGACAUCAUCUUCCGAUUCACCCUUCACCACGUCAACUUCAGGGUCAGUUGUUGCGACUAUCAAUACCAUCCUGUCUACGACAUCUUCGGAUCCCGUAGAUUCAACCAUAACGUCCUCCGAUGCCCUCACAUCGACAACCACAAGUUUCGGUAUUUCGACAACCAUAACUGCAUUUAAUUUUGCUGAUUUAGGUGAUCCUACAACAUCGUUUUCGUUCUCCUUCACGUCUGCCACUUCAAGUUCGGACUCUGGCACAUUCACAACGCCCACUACGUCUUUCACCAGCGCGGAUCCAGCCACAACGAGCUCUCUCGCGUCCACGACUACUAUCUCGUCUAGCUCCGUCGACCCCGUGGCUGACCCUACAUCUGCCACAUCGACUAGCUCGAUUAGCUCGCCCAUUGACUCUAUCACGCAGACACUAACUACAACAUCUACUAUUGGGUUCUCAGUGUCGAAAACGUCAACUCUAUCCACAGCGGCAUCAACAACUAGCUUCUCAGACCCACUCGAUGAUCCUUCGUCCGCUGCAGCUCCGAGUUCUGCAUUGGGUACAAGUACAACUUCAUAUGUAGCUGCGAUAGACCCUACAUCCAGCGCAUCGUCCGACUUCACGUCUUUGGAACUUACAACUACGUCGUCUAGCGCCGUAAAUUUCACAACAACCCCUAUACCCACAACCACCGCCUCAUUCCUGGCGUUUGAUGGUGAAGCAGACCCGACCACUACCUCUUCGGGCGCCGGGACCUCUACAGCUACGUCGGCGGUCACAAUCACUACGUCAUCGGAUUUGGCCAAUUUCGUGGACAUCAUCACAACGUCGUCGAUUGUUGUUGCGUCAAGCACUUCCUCGAAUGCGGCCACCACAUCAUCUGAUUCUACCACGGUUUCGGCAGAUAUGUCAAGCUCUACUACGCCUUCGGUGAGCUCAACGCCUACCACAACAGCGCCAUCGUCAUCAGAUCCUACAGAUGUCGAAGCAAACCCAACCUCCACAAGCUCUGCAACUAGAUCGACCACCACAGCUGUUUCUCCAGACCCAACAACAACUACGACGUCAAAUAUUGUGCUCGCUGCAUCAGAGACUGCUACCCCAGGCCAAGCCACAACAUCAUCCCUUGACGAUAACUCGCCGACUCCGCCUCCAACAACUACCUCGUCAGACGUCGAUGAGGAUCCGACGCCAAGACCAACGAGCUCUAGCAUCACAUCGAGUUUCUCGAGCACUCCAACAAGUAACCCAGAUGCUGGAUCUAAUGGUGGAGGCGGCCUCAGGAGGCGGAGAUUGAACCAAAUGCUGGAGAGGAACUAG
Messenger RNA from Cladophialophora bantiana CBS 173.52, 4344 nucleotides. RefSeq lists its product as uncharacterized. NCBI's taxonomy places the organism in Eukaryota, Fungi, Ascomycota, Eurotiomycetes, Chaetothyriales, Herpotrichiellaceae. The record is from RefSeq and is a predicted model, not a curated record. The transcript has a single exon. Bases 1 to 4344 code for a protein of 1447 amino acids.